CCAGAAAACACAAUCCCUUAUCAAAAUGCCAACAUCGUUUUUCAUAAAAAUUAACAUUUUGAUUCUUACAUUUCUGUAGAAAUACAAGACUCAGAAUAGUCUAAACAACUUUGAUAAAGGAACAAAAUUAGAGCUCCAGCUCUCCCCAAUCCCACGACUUAUCUCAAAGUUACACCAAUCAUGACAAACCACCAGGGUACCAAUAUAAAUACCCAUGUAACAGACAAUUGACUUCUGGCAAAGAUGCAAAAGCAAUUAAGUGGAGAAAGGAUUUCAUCUUCAAUAAAUAUACUGGAACAACUGGAUAGCCACAGGCAAAAAGCCCAAACCUUAUAGCGCAUCUAAAAUUUCUGAAGACAUCCAAAAAUCAACUCAAAAUCGCUCACGGUGGGUUAGUUAAAAUGAGGGCAGGUGUGGGCUGAGUUGUUUUGAGUGAAGUCAUUUUCUCUGGGACAAAAUAAUGUUUUUUCUUUCAGCAUGUCACACUAAUGAAACAAUAUGAUGUUUAUACAUGAGUGACAUUUAUUUCACUAAUAUAUAUGCAUCCAAAGCACAUCCAUUUACCUAUAAAAAUGUCGUUUAUCAUUCCUUAUGGCUGAGUAGUAUUCCACUGUAAAGAAAUACCACAUCUUUCUUAUCCAUUCCUCAGUUGAUGGGCAUUUAGGUUUUUCAUGGGCAUUUAGGUUUUUUCCAAGACUUGUCUAAUAUAAACUAUGCUGCUAUAUACAUGGGUAUAGUAUCAUUGUGGUAUGUUUUUAAUUUUGUCUUUUUGAGACAGAGUCUUGCUAUGCAGUUUAGGCUGGUCUUGGGCUCACUUUGUAGCCCAGACUGGUCUCCAACAUAAUGAUCCUCCUGCCUCAGGCUCCGAGUGCUGGGAUUACAGGCAUGCAUUACCACACCUGGCAUGUUUUUCUUUUGGGAAGAUACCCAGAAGGGGCCUAACUGGGUUGAAUGGGACCUCCAAUCCUGGUUUUGGGGGUUUUUUGGUACCGGGGAAUUGAACUCAUGACCUUGCACUUGCAAGGCAGGUGCUUAUGCUGUUGAGCUAGAUCCCCAGCCCCUAAUCCUAGUUUGUUGAGGAAUCUCCACACUGAUUUCUACAAUGGUUGUGCCAGUCUGCACUCCCACCAACAGUGGAGAAGGGCUUCUUUCCCCCACAACCCCUCCAGCAUUUGUUAUUGCCUGAUUUCUUGAUGGCAGCCAUUCUUUCUGGGGUGAGCUGGAAUCUCAGGGCUGUUUUAAUAUGCAUUUCUCAAAUGACCAGUGAUGGUGAACAUUUCUUCACAUGUUUGCCAUUUGUAUAUCUUCAUCUGAGAAGUGUGUGUUUGUCUCAGAUGUCCAUUUUUUGAUUGGGUCUUUAAAUCUGGGAGGACUGACUUUUUUGAGUUCUUUAUACAUUCUCAAUAAUAAUCCUUUGUCUAAGGAACUGCUGGCAAACUUUCUCUCUCACAUUGGGGCUGGCUCUUCACUCUGGUGGUGGUUUCUCUUGCUGUGCAAAAGCUUUUCAGUAGGAUGACAUCCAAUUGUUGAUCCUUUGUGAUAGUUCCCAUGCACUCUGGGUUUUAUUCAUGCAGUCUUUGCCUGCACCCUCCUCAUUUCCUUGACAAUGCUAUAUUUCAGUGUCUGGACACUACAUCGGUUGUUUUGAGAUCAGGUUUCACUAUGCGGUUCGGACUGCCUUCACCUCUUUGUAGCUCACACUGGCAGUAAUUCUCCUGCCUCAGCCUCCUAAGCGCUGUAUUAGGGUGUAUGUCACCUCACCUGACUCGCAUCCCCCGUCUUUUUAAGACAGGGUCUCACUGUGCAGUUUGGGCUGGUCUUGGGCUCACUUUGUAGCCCAGGCUGGUCUCGAACUCGCAACGAUCCUCCUGCCUCAGCCUCCCGAGUGCUGGGAUUACAGGUGUGAGCCACCAUGCCCGGCUUGCAUCCCGUCUUUAGGGUGAUAGGCCAAAGACAAUGGAAGUUGGGGGUGUUAUAAGGAAAUGAGGUGUAAGGGAUAGAAAGUGCGUAUUCUGCCGGGCAUGGUGGUGGUGGACCCCUACCGUCCCUGCCCGUGGGAGGCUGAGGUGGGAGGAUUGCUCAGUUUGAGGCCAGCAGCUUCUUUAAGCUAUGGAUUCACAGCACCCCGGCUCUCCCGACUUCCUAAAUCAGUUUUCUUUGCCAGAUGACCAGUGAGAGCGGUUCAAGACUUUAAGCAGCAGGACCAGUUGAGGUGCAGGCCCUUUGGACAGCGGGUUGGGGAGGGCAGCACUAUCAUCAAUGGCCACAAGGUGGCAGCAGGGAACAGCAUAGGGAAACAAGCCUGGCAAGGGUCAGACCAGACAGGCAGACCUGGGGACCCGGCUAUGGCAGGAAGUGGGGGACCUGCAUUGCACAGCAGGACCUUAUUUGCCAGCUGGCGCCUGUGAUCCUGCGAGUGCUGCUUUCAGUAUCAGGUAGCUGUGGAGUUUCCUCUUCACCGGACUCUGCUGACAGGAACGGCGUCAGCGUGGCCAUGGGCAGGCUGUGGGUGGUGACAGGGACAGUGUGUUUCACAUGGGUGAGUAUGGAAGCCAAGGAGCGUCCGCCUCCAUAGACAUGGUCAUCAAGCAGUCUUGCCGUAAAGUGCAGCUGACUCAAAGGGCACCACCGGCGUGUGUGGAAAGCACAUCCCUGUGCCUGCUGGGGCGUGUCUCCAGGUGCUGUCCGGAGCCCGUAUCUCUUAGAGAGAGUGGGUCUGCAGCUGGGCAGCUGGCUGAAGACUGGGCAAAGGAUGCUGGGACGGGGUGUGGGCCGAGAGCCCAGGAUGGGGCAGCUGCCUCAGCCACAGCAGGGGCGGACAGGAGGAUUAGGUGACAGUCCCCUUCCCAGCCCGGAACUAACGCCCUCCUCCCCGGCACACAGGCACCCAAGUGAGCCAGAGCUCAGAAUAACUCAGAGAAGCGGACAGCAGGAUGACAGGGGCUCUGCUGGGCGUCCUGUUCCUCUUGGGGUUGCUUGGCAGAGGGCAGACCAAGAACCAGGAGCUGAGUCUUUAUCACCAUCUCUUCGACAACUAUGACCCAGAAUGCCGGCCAGUGAGGGGGCCGGAGGACACGGUCACCGUCAGCCUCAAGGUCACCCUGACCAACCUCAUCUCCCUGUAACCUCUCUGCUGCAGAACGAGAAGGAGGAGACCCUCACCACCAACGUGUGGAUUGGGAUCGACUGGCAGGAUUACCGACUCAACUACAGCAAGGACGACUUCGGGGGUGUGGAAUCCCUGAGGGUCCCUUCCAACCACGUGUGGCUACCAGAGAUCGUGCUGGAAAACAAUAUUGACGGUCAGUUCGACGUGGCCUACGAUGCCAACGUGCUGAUCUACGAGGGCGGCUACGUGACCUGGCUGCCCCCCGCCAUUUACCGCAGCACCUGCGCCGUGGAAGUCACCUACUUCCCCUUCGACUGGCAGAACUGCUCGCUCGUCUUCCGGUGGGAGGGUUACUCGGCGCCCCCUCCUCAUCGUGGGGGGCCUGGCGGGGGCUGGCCAGACAGGGACGCGACCUCCGCACCGCAGCUGGUGUUCAAGGUCGGCCUCAGUCCCGGCUGCAGGGAGGCUGAGUCAGGAGGAGCGCUGGGCCGGGCGUGGGAGACAAGCCUGGGCAAGGCGGCCAGAGCCGUCUCAAUAACGGCAGGAAGGGCUGGGAUGAGACUCGGACCCAGGAUCACGAGAAACAAGACACGGAGUAGGGAGGGAGUUAAGGUGCGCAGACAGGACCAGGGCAGAGGGUGGGGCCUUCGCAGGUGCAAGCUGCCGGGUGGCCGUCCUGCUUCCUUCACAGCUCGCAGACUUACAGCGCCAAAGAAGUGGAGUUCGUCUUCGCUGUGGACGACAGCGGCGACCCCAUCGACAAGAUCGACAUCGACACCGAGGCCUUCACUGGUGACAGCUCCCCCCUGCCCUGCCCUCCCGGCCCUGCCCGAAGCGCCGGCUGGCAGGGUCCCGCUCAGGGGCUCAGGGGCGGGCCGCCCGCUCUCACUAGCACACACGCAGCCUGGCUGUCAGCGGCCCAGCUGCCCGCCAGUCGGUCUCCUCGCUGGGGCCUUCCCCACACCCGCCCCGGGACGCCCCUUCCACCGCAUCCCCACCCCGCCGGGCCUGGAGGGCCAGCAGGGGGCGCCCCGGCCGACCGCGCCUCCCUCCGCAGAGAACGGCGAGUGGGCCAUCGACUUCUGCCCGGGGGCGAUCCGCCACCACCGGGGCGGCGCUGCGCACCCCCAGGGGGAGACGCACGUGGUCUACACGCUCAUCAUCCGCCGCAAGCCGCUCUUCUACGUCAUCAACAUCAUCGUGCCCUGCGUCCUCAUUUCCGGCCUGGUGGUGCUGGCCUACUUCCUGCCGGCGCAGGCUGGUGGCCAGAAAUGCACCGUCUCUAUCAACGUCCUGCUGGCCCAGACUGUCUUCUUGUUCCUAAUUGCUCAGAAAACCCCAGAGACAUCUCUGAGCGUGCCGCUGUUGGGCAAAUACCUCAUUUUCGUCAUGGUGGUCGCCACGCUCAUUGUCAUGAACUGCGUGAUUGUGCUCAACGUGUCUCUGCGGACGCCCACCACUCACGUCACGUCCCCGCGGCUGCGCCACGUUUUACUGGAGCUGCUGCCGGGCCUCCUGGGCUCGGCGCCGCCCUCCGAGGCUGCCAGAGCUCCAGCGCCCCCCAGGCGGGCGUCCUCCGUGGGCAUACUGCUCCGCGCGGAGGAGCUGAUCCUGAAAAAGCCGCGCAGCGAGCUCGUGUUCGAAGGGCAGAGGCACCGGCACGGGGCCUGGACGGGUGAGCACCGACCUGAGCAGCAGACCGGGCAUCCGCCGCGGGGGCCGCUCGGAAUGACCCGGCCCCGUCGCCCCACCAGCUGCCCUGUGCCAGAGCCUGAGCCUCGCGGCCCCCGAGAUCCGCUGCUGUGUGGAUGCUGUGAACUUCGUGGCCGAGAGCACGCGGGACCAGGAGACGAUCAGCGAGGUGGGUUAGGAGCCAGCGGACUCUGCCGGGCACCACAGCCACCCGCCCGGGGACUCAGCCGUGCCUCUCUUCCAGGAGGUGUCCGACUGGGUGCGCAUGGGCAAGGCCCUUGACAACGUCUGCUUCUGGGCCGCCCUGGUGCUCUUCAGCGUGGGCUCCGGCCUCAUCUUCCUCGGGGGCUACUUCAAUCAAGUGCCCGCGCUGCCGUACCCGCCCUGCAUCCAGCCGUGAACCGGGCUGCAGGCCGCACUCCCGCCCACACUGGCAGGACAUGGGGUUUGAGAAACAAGCUGCUGCCCCUGAGCACCGGCUUCUCCCCCUGCUGACAAUGAACUCUACGAACUUCCAGUGGGGCUUGAGCGUGCACAUGCGGGCUGGCGUGGCCGCGUGCUGGGGUCAGAAGCCCGAGCCAGGGGACCCUCCGCCCGAAUCCUCAGAGAGCGGAGCUUCGCUGCUCCCCUCCCUCCCCGCUGCUCCUGGCCUUUUCCUGGAGAUGGGGUCUCACCGCGUAGCUACGCUUGCUGGCCUUGAAUGCACUGUGUAGCCCAGGCUUGCCUUUAGCUCUUACUGCCUCAGUCUUUAACUGCUGGGAUUAUAAACUCUCUAGGUCUGUGAGCUUCUAGACAA
Cavia porcellus (domestic guinea pig) is the source of this 5597-nucleotide messenger RNA. It is a transcript of the gene Chrne, whose product is annotated as cholinergic receptor nicotinic epsilon subunit. NCBI's taxonomy places the organism in Eukaryota, Metazoa, Chordata, Mammalia, Rodentia, Caviidae. Gene Ontology annotation, cellular component: synapse; plasma membrane; postsynaptic membrane. The coding region runs from base 3047 to 5083 and encodes 678 amino acids. Gene Ontology annotation, biological process: chemical synaptic transmission; nervous system process; signal transduction. The record is from RefSeq and is a predicted model, not a curated record. The transcript is spliced from 8 exons. Gene Ontology annotation, molecular function: acetylcholine-gated monoatomic cation-selective channel activity; transmembrane signaling receptor activity.